Molecule: messenger RNA, 1029 nt
Organism: Theobroma cacao (cacao)
Lineage: Eukaryota; Viridiplantae; Streptophyta; Magnoliopsida; Malvales; Malvaceae
Product: xyloglucan endotransglucosylase/hydrolase protein 9-like
Biological process (GO): cell wall biogenesis; xyloglucan metabolic process
Cellular component (GO): apoplast; cell wall
Molecular function (GO): hydrolase activity, hydrolyzing O-glycosyl compounds; xyloglucan:xyloglucosyl transferase activity
Source: RefSeq, a predicted model, not a curated record
UUUAGAUUGAGGUUUUGGAUUUCGAUUUGUCAAAAUCCAUUGCUAAAUAUGCUUUCAAUUUCUAUGCUUGCAAUUGCAUUUCUACUGUGGUUUUUGGCUUUGAAUUCAAACUUAGCCAUGUGUUCUAACUUUAGUGAACUCUUCCAUUGCAACUGGGCUCCUGAUCACAUAAUUUCUGAUGGAGACCAGACCAAGUUAACUCUGGACAAUAAUUCUGGUUGUGGAUUUGAGUCUAAAAAGAGGUAUUUGUUUGGACAAGCAAGCGUGCAAAUCAAACUAAUUGAUGGAGACUCGGCUGGAACUGUCACUGCCUUCUAUAUGGCAUCCGAGGGGGCUAGUCAUGACGAGCUAGACUUUGAGUUUCUUGGCAAUGCAUCUGGAGAGCCGUACCUUGUUCAAACUAAUGUUUAUGUCAAUGGCACUGGCAAUCGGGAGCAGAGGCAUACUCUUUGGUUUGAUCCCACAGUUGAUUUCCAUGCGUACUCUUUCUUCUGGAAUCGCCGCUUUAUCGUGUUUCUUGUCGAUGGAAUUCCCAUACGGGUUUUCACUAACAAAGAAGAAAACGGGGUGCUGUUUCCAGAGAAUCAGCCCAUGACCAUUCGCGCGUCUGUGUGGAAUGCUGAUGAUUGGGCUACACAAGGAGGGAGGGUGAAGACAAAUUGGAGCCAUGCUCCCUUUGUUUCAACCUUUCGGUCUUUUAUUGUUGAUGCUUGUGAAUUGUUGCCAGAAACCGAAGAUAUCAUGGCCAAAUGUGGCAAACUAGGGCAGUUCUGGUGGGAUAAGCCAUCUUUUAGUGGAUUAAACAGGCACAGGAGCCAUCAACUUAAAUGGGUUCGUCGAAAGCAUUUGGUAUAUGACUAUUGUCAAGAUCCAGCACGUUUCACUGAGUUACCAAGGGAGUGUAUCAGUUAAAACUGCAAUAAAUGAUACGCAUUUUCCAGAUUCUUCUCAAAUUUAUCCUGGAAUUUUACUUCUUUUUUCCAUCAUUGGCUGCUUCUCUGUCUCCAUGAUUGUGGGCUACCCAGAAAC